Bipolaris victoriae FI3 is the source of this 522-nucleotide messenger RNA. RefSeq lists its product as hypothetical. The transcript is spliced from 2 exons. The record is from RefSeq and is a predicted model, not a curated record. Lineage: Eukaryota; Fungi; Ascomycota; Dothideomycetes; Pleosporales; Pleosporaceae. Bases 1 to 522 code for a protein of 173 amino acids.
AUGUCCCCAUCCCUCCCUCCAAUCUCCUCCCUCCCCCACUCCCCCGACUCAACCCUGACCACAACCCUCGACCUCCUCUUCGAACCCAGCCCCGCCCUGCACAUCCUCACCCUCCCCGUCCUGCGCAGCACAACCUUCCCUUCCUACGCCAUCCUCAUCACCGCCAUCGGAACCCAACUGCGCGCUCUAGCCGCCUCGUCCACCCCGGACGACGCACAGCGCCUACAAGACAUAUUAAGCGCGCAUCCGCGGCUGGGCGCGAAGAAAGUAGAAAGCGAGCAGAGUAGGGCUGAGCAGGCGAAUUUGGCAGGCGAGGGCGAGGAACUAAAGGUGUUGAAUGAGGAGUAUGAGGCUGUGUUUCCGGGCUUGAGAUAUGUCGUCUUCGUAAACGGCCGCUCACGCCCGGAAAUCAUGCAAAACAUGCGUGAUCGCAUUGCGCGCGCCGAUAUCGCGGCCGAGCGGCAAGAAGCUAUCCAGGCCAUGUGCGACAUUGCGCUUGAUCGUGCGGCCAAGUUGCAAUAA